Molecule: messenger RNA, 1511 nt
Organism: Punctularia strigosozonata HHB-11173 SS5
Lineage: Eukaryota; Fungi; Basidiomycota; Agaricomycetes; Corticiales; Punctulariaceae
Product: MFS general substrate transporter
Exons: 10
Coding region: 6-1412 (468 amino acids)
Biological process (GO): transmembrane transport
Molecular function (GO): transmembrane transporter activity
Source: RefSeq, a predicted model, not a curated record
CCACCAUGCCCCCUCCGCCAGGAAUAACCGGUUCUCAGCUGCCUCGCAGGCAGUGGGUAUUCGCGUUCGCGCUUAUCACCUCCCUCUUCUUCACCUGGGGAUUUGCAUACGGUCUCCUUGAUGUGCUCAAUUCGCACUUCCAAACCGUCUUCGGUAUCACGAAGUUGCAGAGUACCCUGUUGCAAUUGGCAUAUUUCGGUGCUUACUUCGUAUGGGCACCAUUUGCCGGUGUAUAUAUGAGGCGGAAUGGCUACAAGAAAGGGAUUCACAUCGGCCUCGGCCUUUACUCCCUGGGGGCGAUCUUCUUCUGGCCAUCGGCCAAAUUCGAGAAGUACGGCGGCUUCGUCGCGUGCACGUUCGUAAUGGGCUGCGGCCUCUCCACGUUGGAAGUGGCCGCCAACUCCUACAUCGCCGUCCUUGGUACUGAAAAGUACGCUGCGGCGCGCCUCAACUUCAGCCAGGGCUUCCAGGGUGUAGCGUCCUUUGCUGGCCCGCUCAUCGCGUCUCGAUGGUUCUUCACCGGAAAGAACGCGACCAGUCUCGACACCGUCCAAUGGGUGUACCUCGCUGUGUCCGCAUUUGGUGUCUUACUGAACAUCUUGUUCUACUUCUGCCCCCUGCCCGAGAUCACCGAAGAUGCCUUAACCAAUGAAAUCAAAGAGCUAGGGUUGAAGGAGGACAUUGGGCCGUUUUGGAAGCAAUAUCGAUGCGUAUUCGGUUUCGUUGCGCAAACCUGCUACGUUGGCGCUCAAGUUGCGGUCGCCUCCUUCGUCGUCAACUUCCUCACAGAGCAAGGAAUCGGCAUCGCCCACCCAGAGGCCUCCCGCCUCUUCUCCUAUUGCCAAAUGACGUUCACGGCGGGACGCUUCGUUGGAGUCAUCCUCCUCAACUUCAUUGACCCUGCGCUGUUGCUCUCGAUAUACGGCCUCCUUUGCAGUGGAUUCUGCCUCGGCGUGAGCCAGGCGACCGGACGCGCGGGCGUGGGCUGCCUAUUCGCACUAUUCUUCUUCGAAUCCAUCUGCUAUCCUUGUAUCUUCACGCUGGGCACCAAGAACUUGGGCGUGCACGUCAAAAAAGGCUCCGGAUUGAUCGUCAUGGGCGUAGGUGGCGGAGCGUGGUACCCACCAGCCCAGGGCGCGUUGGCAGACAAAGCCUCCACACGGCGCUCGUACCUCGUUCCCGUCUCGGGCUACCUCACCAUGUCGAUCUACGCCAUCGGUCUCGUCAUCGACCAGACGACGAAGGGCGGCUUCCGCUUCCGGAAUGUGCACGACUCGGAACGGCUCAAGAAGUCGUCCCCGGAGGUGGACGAGUCCGGGCUUUACGCGCAUCAGCAAGCGCGGACUGCGGUGGAGAGCGCGUCGGAGAACGAGAAGGGAAGCAGCGAGUUUGUGGAGGAUGCAAAGCGGUAGAGAGCGUCGAGACCUGUUCAUUGCUUGCUUACGUUGCAACGACCUACGAGUAUUGUACGAUUAGACUGCAUGAUCAACGAAGUAAAGCCGAAUCCUUAU